UGUUUUGGGUUUUUUUUGGAUGUUGCACGUGUCGAUUGGAUGAAGGCGGAACUGCCACCUCGCUCACGCGUCUGGGCCCGGUUUGAUCUCCCCAGUUAGCAAACGAGGCGGUGAAAUCAGAUGUUGACGGUGUCUUUUGUGAAGUGUUGUAGUGUUGAGUCAGUGUGCUCACAAAGUCUGGAUUUCUCAGAGCAGCUGCGAAAGAUCGUUGAGAACAAAUAGUUUGCCGACUUCAUCUCUGUGUGCAUUUUGCCGCGACAUCUUUCACUCUUUAGUGCCUUCGCUUGUUUAUUGUUGUUGCUGCUCUCAAUUGAGUAGGUGGUCAUGGGAGGUCAGGAACCAAACCCUUACUUGGUCAGCUAUCCAAGCAUGAACUGUCGGCCUCAGAGUCCCUUCGCAUCAGCUGCUAGCGCUUCUCUUUAUCCAAAAAUUCCUUCCGAGGGACCUCAACCGUCUAGAAAUCCAACGGUAGAUGUAGCUGGUGAUUCUGCCCGUUCUCAUCCUUACCCGCAGAUCCACAGCCAGGUGCAACAACCGACUGGAAACCCUUACAUUUUACCCAUGUCCGAUUGUUCGGCCAAUGCCCAGAACAGUGGCUUUGAGGAGCUCCUGGUGACCAUUUCGGGUGCCAUUGUGCAUCUUGUGGACGAUCAGGAGAGUGUCUUCCUGGACCAUGGCAACUUUACGGUUUCUCGGAUUAAACAACAUGAUCAGGGGAUUGUGGCGGUGGUGAGAGUGGGAGAUGGUUUGCAAUGGCCUUUGAUGAGUGACGAGCAGGUGGUGAAGCUCGAUUUCAUUCACUACGUCUUCUCACUUCCUGUGAUAGACAAGGACACCGCUGAGGCUCAAGGUGGAGAGAACAUGCAUUACGGAGUCACGUUCUCAAUACCAGGGCAAGAGGCAGCUUUAAGAACUCUUGACGAAGUGCUCGAGUGUUACAGCUUAUUCUAUCUUCCAACAUUAGUCCACGGAGACCAGAUUAAACAGGCUGCCGAUGCAGGUCUUGCUCCUAAUGCUGCUUCACAGUUGGACACAAUGGGCGCUGCGGUCGUCCCAGAAUCUGUGGUUGCUGGAGAUCCCAAGCAGAUCACCGAGGAAAAUCAAAAAGUAUUUUGGACUGAGAUGGCACCCAAUGUGGAUGACUAUCGAAACAGAGUGGCGAAGUCGGUUGCGUCUGGAUCAGGCCAUUUAAUUCGGGGCAUCUUUUGGGUUCGAGAUUCAACUGUCGAAAGGCUGCAGAGUGGCGCUAUAAACAAGAUAAAAAAUUCCAAGCCUGCUGAUAAACCAACCAAUAUAAGACCCUCGACACUACGUAAUUUGCAGAGAGUCAAGAGCUUGACGAAAGCAACGGACAAUUUUGCCAAGUCGGUGCUAUCAGGUAUUAUAUCGGUUGCAGGAACGGUGCCGAAUGCCAUUGUUAAAUCCAGAGUCGGAAGAGCCUUUUUCAGAACUGGUCCUGGGGAGGUGGCAUUGGCUUCUAUGAUUUCAUUUUGGAAAGUGUGUGAUGCAGUGGAGCAGGCCACUAAGGAAGUAUUGAAAAGUGGUACAAACGCAGCAUCAAAGGUCGUGACACAUAGGCGCGGACACUCUGCAGGAAAAGCUACAGAAGAAGUUCUUGGCUCUGCAGGUCACUUGGUGGGAGCUGCAUGGUCUGCCGUCAAGAUUCCCAAAGCAUUGAACCCAACCGCGGUUUUGAAGCCGAACAGUGCCGCUGUGAUUGGAAUGCAUCAAACAGGACCAACGCAACCUCGGUAGAUUAACUCAGACGCAUGAAGUGCAUUUCUGUAUCUUACUCUCAUGUGUGUAUUCUUCCUGUUCUGGAUAGUACGUUUCAGGAGACAUGAAGACACUGGGAGACUGGAAGGUGUGUUACAGACGUCUGUCUUCAAGUGCUGCUUUUGUUUCGAAUCCUGUGUUCUCACCACCGCAAUUGUUAGUCAGAAGUCUUGAAAUCAAACGUAUAUAUUCAUGCGCAUUGAUCAAGGGUUCUCAUAUCUGCACCAUUUAGAUGUAAUUGAUAUACUCAGGUUUUGGUCAUUGCCAGCUUUCAGAAGCAUGCUCUGAGAAAGGCCGUCUCAAAGAGAGUUUUUCCUAGUCAUUUAGAAGGCUCAUGAACUGAUAGCUAGUUGCUGUUCCUCGAACACUGGUAAGUAAUUUAGUUCACUUCCAGUUCUGCGUCCGUUAUCUUAUCAAGAUUUUGAUUGCAUGAAUACUCUAGAAAUUGUAUCUAGUGUUUCUGCAGCUAUGAACCCACGUAUAACGUGGUCUACCUCUCAAUUUCAGCCAAAAUUUUGUUUGCGAA
This is a messenger RNA of Physcomitrium patens, 2302 nucleotides long. RefSeq names its product protein EARLY-RESPONSIVE TO DEHYDRATION 7, chloroplastic. NCBI's taxonomy places the organism in Eukaryota, Viridiplantae, Streptophyta, Bryopsida, Funariales, Funariaceae. Gene Ontology annotation, cellular component: plasma membrane. The record is from RefSeq and is a predicted model, not a curated record.